Molecule: messenger RNA, 900 nt
Organism: Entrophospora sp. SA101
Lineage: Eukaryota; Fungi; Glomeromycota; Glomeromycetes; Entrophosporales; Entrophosporaceae
Source: the annotation of a GenBank genome assembly
AUGAUUAGUCAAACAAUUGAAAUAUUAGUUGGAUUAGAAAAAAAGAAAUUGAACAAAUCAGACUUUGAUAAAAAACUAUGUGAACAGUUCAUGCAAAAUGUUGUUAAACUGAAGGAAGAACCUUCAGGAUGGAUCAUCAAAAUUGGUAAAAAUGAAUAUGAUUUUGUAAAAAUCAUAUGCAAUUCAUUGAUAAAUAUUAAUGCAAUGAUUCUGGAUUUUGAUGAUCCAAUACUAUCCUAUUGGGGAAGUUCAACAGCAUCAAAAUACAGAAAAGAUCAACUAUCAAAACUUGAAAAAGAAUAUAGAAAUAAAGAAAAUGUUAAUCCAUUUUCAAUUAGUAAUGUGGGUAAUAAGCCUGAUUUAUGGGUAGAAACAAAAAUAGCAGGUCGAUUACACGAAAUUAUUUUCUCGGAAACAUCAGGCUCGCCAUUCAAUGACACAAGUAGUGAUGAAAAAAUAAAAUAUGACAGAAAAAAACUAAUAAGAUUCGCACGUGACACAUUCACAAAAAUGUGCAAUGAAUUAAUAGAAAAUAAAAUUAGUUAUUUACCCAAUUACAAAGAAAUAUAUAAAGCUAUUUCCAACAUUCAAAUAUUUUUAUUACAAAGUUGUGGCAAAAGGAUGAAAAUAUACAUUGUUGAUUUUCCAUCCAAUUCAUUUGGCAGAGUCAGAGAAUAUUGUGAUCUGGAAGUUCCAUAUAAAAGUAUAUCAGAAAUUGAACUACAAAGAUUCAUAGGAACCUUGUUUAGAAUAAGGGUUCAUAUGGAAAGCAAUAUCAAACUCAUCAGAAAAAUUAGCACUGAACUUUCAAAAAAUUUCAAUGGAAUUCCAGGAAGAGGUCCAUCAAGGACAGACAUUAGAAAAUAUUAUUCACAUCCCUCACCGCCUCACAAUAAUUAG